GUCGGAUCCGAAGCCAUGUGCCGGAGGAGCGUCGUCUGCCCUUGUUUGUGUAACUUCGUGUCGAGUUAAACAACCAUGGCUGCGGUGGCCUCUUCCCUCUUUUCAUCUCUUUUACAGAGCCAGGCAAGGAGUAUACGACUUCUUCAUGUUUGUCGCACCUUAGCAGCUGUUGACAAGGGCAGCUUGGCUAAGCUCCGAAAGAAGACUGGAUUUUCCAUGUUGAAUUGCAAAAAGGCAUUGGAGAUGCAUGAAAAUGAUCUUGCAAAGGCAGAGUCAUGGCUCCAGGCAGAAGCUCAAGCACAAGGUUGGGCAAAAGCAACAAAGCUGGCAGGCCGCACAACAGCACAGGGUCUCAUUGGAAUUCACAUAGAGGACAAUGUAGGAGCCAUGGUGGAAAUAAACUGUGAAACAGACUUUGUUGCAAGGAAUGAAAAAUUCAAGGCACUUGUGUCCCAAGUAGCAAAGGAGUGUGCAUCUGGUGCAACUCCUCUCUUAGAACAUGGAUUAAAGAAGGAAAUGAUGUCACAGGAACAGAUGAAGGACAUCCCAACAAGUGAAGGGAAAAAACUUGGAGAUCUUGUUGCUCUGGCCAUUGGCAGUGUUGGUGAGAAUAUGAGCUUAGCACGUGGCACUCGGCUGGUGGGUGGGCCUGGGGUGCAACUCAUAGGAUACAGCCAUCCUAGUACACUAGAUGAUGACAUGCUUGUAGGAAAAUUUGGAGCCAUCUUAGCUCUCAGGUCAUCUGGAGAACUGACUGAAGCUGCACGGCAGCUGUGUGUUCAUAUUGUUGGUAUGAAUCCAAAGGAAGUGGGCAAACUCUCAGACCCAAAAGCUCCCAACGCUGAUGAUGAAACCUUGUUAGUGCACCAAGAGUUCCUUAGUGAUCCAUCCAAAACUGUCAGUGAGGUGAUCCAAGAGGAACACUUAGAGAUUGUUGACUUUGUGCGCUUUCAGUGUGGAGAAUUAAACAAGGCAGAGGAAUAAGUGGGAUUAAAUAAAGCAUGCCUUUCUUUAUGGUGGAUAAUAGCAGGAGAGCAGACAUAUUGUACAGUUUUGCUGUGACUGCAUCUCAAAUAAAUUAGAUGUAUAAGAGUAUCAGCACUGUUUGACAUAAUUUUGAUUAUUUUUCUUUAAUCAAACACAAACCUGAUUCCAAAAUGUUUGUUGGCUCAUAUUAUACUAUGUUGAAUGUUAACUAUUUAACAUGUUUUUGUAAAAUUUUCCAUGUAUAUGAAGAAUGUAUGUAUUGUACAGUGAACAAGAGACUUCUAGAAAAAAAAUUGUAUAUAAGACAAUUGUUAUUCAAGAAAACAAAUAUGAUAUUAAAUGAAAAUGGUGAU
This is a messenger RNA of Penaeus chinensis, 1340 nucleotides long. RefSeq names its product elongation factor Ts, mitochondrial-like (gene mEFTs). The record is from RefSeq and is a predicted model, not a curated record. Lineage: Eukaryota; Metazoa; Arthropoda; Malacostraca; Decapoda; Penaeidae. Gene Ontology annotation, molecular function: translation elongation factor activity; protein binding. The coding region runs from base 76 to 984 and encodes 302 amino acids. Gene Ontology annotation, cellular component: mitochondrial matrix. Gene Ontology annotation, biological process: mitochondrial translational elongation. The transcript is spliced from 5 exons.